Messenger RNA from Microsporum canis CBS 113480, 513 nucleotides. Its product is annotated as mitochondrial 54S ribosomal protein YmL23. The coding region runs from base 1 to 513 and encodes 170 amino acids. Gene Ontology annotation, molecular function: mRNA binding; structural constituent of ribosome. NCBI's taxonomy places the organism in Eukaryota, Fungi, Ascomycota, Eurotiomycetes, Onygenales, Arthrodermataceae. Gene Ontology annotation, cellular component: mitochondrial large ribosomal subunit; ribosome. The transcript is spliced from 3 exons. The record is from RefSeq and is a predicted model, not a curated record. Gene Ontology annotation, biological process: translation; negative regulation of translation.
AUGUCUCAAACCGUUGGAAAAACUCGCCUGGCCUAUUCUCGGGCAUGGCACGCCAUAGACAUCGGAUCUGAUCCCCGAAGCCUGGGCCGCGUUGCAUCGUCCAUCGCUGUUUUCCUGAUGGGAAAACAUAAACCAAUCUACGAUCCCUCUACAGACUGCGGCGACUACGUCGUUGCUCUUGGAUGUCGCAAUGUUCACACCACAGGAAAGAAAAGAGCCCAGAAGCUGUACUAUACACACAACACUCGACCGGGAAGCUUAAAGUCGAUGUCCAUGGACCAGAUGAUUGAGAAAUGGGGAGGCGCCGAGGUUUUGAGAAAGGCUGUCAAGGGAAUGCUGCCAAAGAAUAGACUACGGGAGAAGAGGAUGGCUCGAUUGAAGGCCUUUGAAGGGCUUGAACAUCCUUAUAAGGAAAAUAUUGUCAGGUUCAACGGACAAAGCACCUCGAUUGCGGAUAUGCCUGAAGUACGUGAGGCACUACAGAAUGCGAAAACAGAAGCUCUUUCGCAUUAG